AUGGCUUAUCCUACGCGCGCCAGCUUCGCGACGAGUUUCAAGAGGCAUUUCAGAAGCCGACCUGGAACCCGUCAAAACCUGGGCCGCGGAGUUCUAAUCGGCGUUGCGGGAGCCACCGGCGCUGGCAAGACCUCGCUGGUAAAUGCCAUUCUGGAAUACCCGGAACUGCUGCCCUCCAGCAGUACCGAAGCAGCCACCGCGACGGUUUGCCGAGUUGCGUGGAACUACGAUGAUACCAACGGGCACGAGUUCCGAGCCGAAAUCAAGUUCCGGUCCAGGAAUGCGGUGGUAAAGGAGCUCAACCCAGUCUUGUCUGCUAUGAAGGACAGAAAGGAACUUAGAAAGCAUGAAUCCGACGACGAGAACGAGCGGAUAUAUGCACCGUCUGGAACCUCGACAAAGGCGAGCUUGAGGAGCGAUGCUUUUUGCAAGGGCUCCAGGGAAGCGCUACAGAACGCCCAGCUUCAGGAGGAGAGCUUCAAGAUCAAGUCCGUAUCGGAUCGCUUUAACGAGACAAACAAAGAGCUGAAGCACCGGUAG
Molecule: messenger RNA, 540 nt
Organism: Thermothelomyces thermophilus ATCC 42464
Lineage: Eukaryota; Fungi; Ascomycota; Sordariomycetes; Sordariales; Chaetomiaceae
Exons: 3
Coding region: 1-540 (179 amino acids)
Source: RefSeq, a predicted model, not a curated record